UGCACUUGCGCAGGUCUUGCCUGUUAUACUGUUAUACUUGUGCGAGGAGAUAUGUUUAUUCCAACUGGAGAUUUUUAUUGUAGCAAUUUAUUACUUCGGAAUUUGUUAAUGCUAUUUAAAAACGUCGCCUAGGAGACACAGUUUUUUGAACAAUUACCUAAGAAGACAGCAGCAUGCCGAUACAGAACACAUCAAUCGUGUGGAAGAUCAAUAUCUUUCUACAACUUUUAAGUUUGUUACUGAACAUUAUCGGUUACUGUACCAACUACAUUGGUAGAUUCGGGGAUUUUACUCAUCUUGGAUUAUGGGAAAUGUGUGAACAGAAAAGUGAUAUAUGUGUUAGUCUCAAAUUGGCGAAACAAUUUGCCGAUAUCAGCAUGGUAUGGGCCUAUGCUUCACGUGUCUUCCUAGGCAUAUGCUUGACUGGUCAGUCUCUGGUCAUCCUGUUGACACUUUCAGCUCUUGUGAUUAAAACAAACAAAUUUGUGGCCUGGUGUACUAUUGGGCUGGCAUUUUUUUCAGUUCUGUUCGGAGCAAUCGGAAUAGCGGUCGCAGCUGGAGAAAUUAAAAGACUUUAUGUACCGAAACAAUUUUCAGGUUUUUUUAGCGUGGGCUGGUCCUUUGACUUAGUCAUCUCCAGCCUUGUUAUGUUUUUAGUGGCUGGCAUUUUAUCUUUUGUUGAGACUCGGAGACCGGCAACAUAAUUUCAAAUUUCGUUUAGGUCAUCAAAAUUUUGUAUGUUUCAUUUGUUUUAGUUUGUUCACGUGCAUGGUAAUUUCUUUAUGUUUUAUUAUUUUUUUUUUAGUAUUUUCAAUUUGAACAUUCAAAUUAUAUUCAUUUUGAUUUUGUUUUUUUUAUUCAUAUUCGUUUAAUACAAUUACGAACUAUAUUUUCUAAAUAACUCGAUGUUCACUCUUCUUUG
This is a messenger RNA of Physella acuta, 922 nucleotides long. RefSeq lists its product as uncharacterized. The record is from RefSeq and is a predicted model, not a curated record. NCBI's taxonomy places the organism in Eukaryota, Metazoa, Mollusca, Gastropoda, Physidae.